This is a messenger RNA of Hyaena hyaena (striped hyena), 2148 nucleotides long. RefSeq names its product beaded filament structural protein 1 (gene BFSP1). The record is from RefSeq and is a predicted model, not a curated record. Bases 1 to 2013 code for a protein of 670 amino acids. Lineage: Eukaryota; Metazoa; Chordata; Mammalia; Carnivora; Hyaenidae. Gene Ontology annotation, molecular function: structural constituent of eye lens. Gene Ontology annotation, biological process: lens fiber cell development. The transcript has 8 exons. Gene Ontology annotation, cellular component: cytoplasm; intermediate filament.
AUGUACCGGCGCAGCUAUGUCUUCCAGACCCGCAAGGAGCAGUACGAGCGCGCCGAGGAGGCGCCGCGCGCCGCCGAGCCCAACAGCCUGGCGGAGGGCCGGGCGGCGGCGCCCAGCCUGGCCGCGCUGCAGGGGCUCGGCGAGCGCGUGGCCGCCCACGUCCAGCGGGCCCGCGCGCUCGAACAGCGCCACGCCGUGCUCCGGAGGCAGCUGGACGCCUUCCAGCGCCUGGGCGAGCUGGCCGGCCCCGAGGACGCCCUCGCCCGCCACGUCGAGAGCAACCUCCAGCGCACCCGGGACCUGGCGGCCGAGCGCACGCGGCUGGAGCGCCAGGGAGCAGAGGCGCAGCGCGUUCUCGACGAGUUCCGCUGCAAGUAUGAAAACGAGUGUGAAUGUCAGCUGCUCCUAAAAGAAAUGCUGGAACGGCUUAACAAGGAAGCUGAUGAAGCCUUACUGCAUAACCUCCGCCUUCAGAUAGAGGCACAGUUUCUGCAGGACGACAUCAGUGCAGCAAAGGACAGGUACAAAAAGAAUCUUCUGGAAAUUCAGACCUACGUCACCAUCCUGCAGCAGAUUGUCCAGACCACCCCUCAAGCAUCUGCCAUUACAAGUGGGAUGAGGGAGGAGAAGCUCCUGACGGAACGGGAAGCCGCCGCCCUGCAGAGCCAGCUGGAGGAAGGCCGGGAGGUGGUGUGCCUCCUGCAGGCACAGCGAGCCGAGCUACAGGCCCAGACAGCGGCCCUGGAGCACGCUAUUAAAGAUGCCCACGAGUGUUAUGAUGAUGAGAUUCAGCUCUAUAACGAGCAGAUCGAAACCCUGCGGAAGGAGAUUGAGGAGACCGAGAGGAGCCUGGAGAGAUCUUCCUAUGACUGCCGGCAGCUGGUGGUCGCCCAGCAAACCCUGAAGAAUGAGCUGGAGCGGUACCACCGGAUCAUUGAGAAUGAGGGCAACAGGCUGAGCUCCGCCUUCAUUGACACUCCUGUUGCCCUGUUCACCCCAAGCCAUGGAACCUCUCUUAGCUCUCGGCUUGGUGGAAAAGAUCUCACUAGGGCUGUGCAGGAUAUAACAGCAGCAAAACCAAGACAGAAAGGUCUUCCCAAGAACAUUCCGAGGAAAAAGGAGAUUAUAGCUAAAGACAAAGCUGAUGAGAGUCUGGAAGACAUACCACUGAAAGGUCCAGAAGACACAAAGCUGGUGCAGGUGGUACCCAAAGAAGAAGGUGAAUGUAAGCUCGAAUCAGGAGGUGAAGAAGCAAGUCUCCCAACCCCAGAAGGGGCUCCAGAGGACGUGCCAGAUGGAGGGCAGAUAAGCAAAGCCUUUGGGAAACUGUUCAAGAUGGUCAAGGACAAGGUGAAAAGCCCCAAAGAACCUGAGCCUCCAGCUGACCUCUACACUAAAGGGCGGUACGUGCUGGUAUCUGGGGAUGCCAGUUAUGUGGACCCUGGGUUCUGUUCCUCCUCCAUCCCGGCCAAAGGUGGAGUGGUUAUCUCUAUUGAAGAUGACUCUCUGCAUCGCGACAGCCCUGUGGAGCCCUCUCCUGAGCAGCCGGGUCCCCCUCUGGAGAAUGGACAGGGCGAUCUUCAGGAGAAGGAAGACAGAAAGCCACCCAACCAGCAUCCUGCCGACAAGAAGGAUGAUUUUAGUGCUGAAGAACUGAAAGGACCUGAGGAGAAACCUGAUGACCAGAAGGAAGAGGAGGAGGAGAAGGAGGAGGAGGAGUCCAAGAGGCCUUCUCCCGUGAUCCCACCUGGUCCAGAGGGACCGUCUACACCCCAGUCUCAAAGGCCCGGGGUCGGUCCGGAUGGAUCUGGGGGACAUGAGGCUAGGAGCAGCGACCCACAGGAGAGAAGUCUGCCCAGGACUUUGGCGUAUGAGAAGGUGGAAGUGAUGGAAUCCAUUGAGAAGUUUUCCACAGAGAGCAUCCAGACGUAUGAAGAAACAGCUGUCAUUGUGGAGACCAUGAUUGGGAAGACAAAGGCAAACAAGAAGAAAGCAGGAGAGAAGAGCUCUUAAAAUUCCUGGGCUCAGGGGGAAACAGUGUCUUUGGGGCCACUGUAGGGGAAGUGCCUUGAUGUUUUAGAACAGAAGACAAAAGAGUGAAGGUUCCUUGUUUGGAUUAGACCAUAGUUGGCCCUUCUGACAUUGCUA